CCCCACACAGACAGCACACUGCUCCCCACCUCGACCAGCGCCUCCUCCACAUAGUUCGACGACUCUGUAUAUAUACUGACAAAAUAUGAGACCUGCAAUUAACGUAAUGUUGCUCCACCUUUGCUGAGAAAAAUGCAUAAAAUGGGAACAUUCAACUGGCGCAGGCCGUGUUAGAGUUAAGUAAACAGUGCCAUACUCUAUUACAAAAUUAAUCUUGAAGACAUUAUAGGCAUUACUAUCAGAGAACUGUUACUUCAGAUCAGUAUGUAACUGUCUUGUUCUUAUCGGUCGUGUAUUUUGAUCAGAUCGUGUGCACUUGCCACAGUUUAGCAAGUCGUUAAAAUAUAAUCAGUUGGAAUAUAGGACAAAUUACUUAUACAAUACAGUGUACUGUAUGAGCCAAAUAAACUUGUGCUUUUUUUAGGCAAGAUGAGGUUAAGGGGAGUGUGGCACUGGAGUGUAGGAGUGGUGGUGGUGGUCGCUGUAGCAGCAUACCACAACACACAUGCUGGUGAUGAUCCUACAUCUCCCUCCCUCUCGCCUCAGCACCACGCCCUCUACAUUGUUACACGCAAGUUACGUUCGGGUCAGAAGGACAACGCCUCCAGUUACUGGCCAGUAAAAGCAAGAGAGAAUAAUAACACGCAAGUUCAUAGUGAUUUUUCUAACGUUUUUCAAGAUAUAAUCUCCCCUGACAGCCGGGGAAUGAAGGUGGGAAGAGACAAUAUAACACCAGCUCCGACUGAGAGUGAGCUACAUAAUGAUGUGUCAGGAGUGACAGCCAAUGGUCAGCUGGUAAAUGGUUGGUUGUGGAGUCUGGCCAACCCUGGAUGGCUGUACCAGCGAGUAAAACAUUUAUACGAAUCCCUCACUACCCAUCGCCUCUAUUACCACCUGUUGUCCCGCCAGGCCUUUAACACGCUGCUGACGGAGAUGACACACGUGUCUCCUGACGUCCUUACCCCAAACCUGUUCCAGGUGAUAGAUAAACUUUACUAUCAGCUGAACCUAGCAGAAAGCGUUAUGCAUAAUAUCACCUCCGUCAUGCAGACAACUGAGCUUCAUUACUACCUGGAUGACGACACCAUCUUAGAGAUGAUGCACCACCACCUACUGCCAACAUCAUACGUAAAUAUACAGUCGCAUGAUUCCGAGAGUCUCACUCCCUCAAUGCUCGUGGAUUCAGUUGUCUCGACUAGUUUCUCAGACUCCCACACUGCAAGAGUCUCUCUGAAUAAUCCUAAUACAGCUUCCUCAACAAAUGCUAGUUCACGUCUGUUCACUUCACCGGAAGUCACAUUUAACCCGUCUACAACAAGCAAAAGUUAUACUGCUGCCAGCGAGAGUGACAGUGUGCCCAACGUCUCCACCCCAGCUGGUCUUGACUUCCAGCUGCAUGAUUCUCAUCAUAAAAUCUCUUCUCACUCACCCCAUGUUGUUUCUCAACACACUGUACAUACUGGCACCAACACCAAGCUGUUAACAUCUCACCAAAAUGCAUUACAUGAAGCCAUGAGCAAUCCACUUCAACCCACCUGGUCACACCAGGACAUUAGUAUUGCCUCAGGCACAGAGGAUGUAGUGCUGGGUAGUGCCUCCAGCACACCCCAGGAAGAGAUGCUCGCACACCCCUACGACACCAUACCUGGUAUCACACACACACAUACACCUUCUAUACAUAAUGACAGACAAAGUCUGGACCUUCUGAAGAACCAAAGUGUAAGAGGACGCACAAGGAGGAUGGAAAAUAAUAGUGAGAGGUUUGUGGUAUCUUUCAACAUUUCCAAUAACCGUGGCUCUGUGGUGACAGAGAGCGGGGACAUGGUAUUGAGGAGUACUGUCAGUGCUAGACCAGUACUAAGGUCAUUACCACAGGUCCCUGACCUUAUAUCUAGACCACCCCGGUCUGACACUGGUGCUUCCCCACAGCAGCGCCCUUCACCAGGCAGGCCGCUCCACCCUUCCCUUCCCUGGGUUCGACCUGGUACCCUCCCAGGCUAUUCUCAACACCUAGCUAACCCUGCACCACCUCCACCUGAAGCCAUAGACCCUGUUAGUCUACUGAUGUCAGAGGGCGGUACAACAGUGCCACCCAUCACCACCACAGCUGCUCCGGGACCUUCACGUCAGCAGCUCCUUGAUGCACUGGUGCUCCUGGCAGACCUCCACAGCAGUUUUAACCGUGGAGGAAUCAGUGAACUGCCGACGCCCACCAUUAACUUACAGACCCCCCAGACCCCUGGCAAUGAGGUCCAGGUGUCCCUGUCACAACAAGCACCUGGACAAACUCAUCACCUUGGUGCAACCAUUAGUGGGGCUCUAUCACCACCCCUCCCAGGCCCCCAUCCCCAUAGUUCACUCAUCAAUCCUUACCAAGUGCCUUUUUCCCAACCUAACGUGGGAUAUUCUGGAUAUGUUGGUAAUGCCGGAUAUACUAGUUAUCUUGGUUCCCCAUCUUAUUCCUACCCAGGUAGCCCAUACCCUCAGUAUCCUUACCCGCCGCCAUAUCCCUAUCCAUACCCGCCACCGUCACACAUAUGCCAGGGAGGAGGAGCUUCCACCAGCACCUCUACAGGGCCAGGGUCAGCGGCAGCAGCCGCUGCAGCAGGCGGUGGGUGUGGUGGUGGCUCAACAUCGUCAUCAACAUCAGUAGGUCAGAGUGCAGGGGCAGCACCAGGAUCUAUGUCUGUGCACACCAACACAGGUGGUGGCUCUCAGGUGCAGCUUGUGAGUGCACCAGUUCCUGCUCUGGCACCUGCUGCACCUCCCCUGGCCUCCCAAUCUGCUGCACCUCCCUUAGCCUCCCCACCUGCUGCCCCUCCCCCUACACCAGCUCCACCUUUCACCUUCAGCUUCAACACAGGCUCCACCACAACGGAGGCACCUUCAGUGUCACAGGAGGAAUAUGGACAAGUAGUGGCGGCACUCAGCACACUGAUGGGCUACCUCAACCGCACCUCAACGCAACCUCAGGCAACAACCACAACGGUGAGACCACGACGUGGAGGAAUCGCUGGACUACUGCAAAAUGCAUUCAGGCGUGGCAGCAGCAGAACUACAGCGAGCACACCGAGUCCAAACCUGCCUUUAAAUACACAAGUGGCAGCUCAACAAACACCAAUUCCUCACAUUGGUCAACAGCAACAAGGAAGAUACACCUCUUCUCCUGGUUCAUCUUGUUUCAUAUGUUGACAAACUGUACCAAAGUUGAUGACCAAGUGAUGAAAUGGAUGUGCACACCAACACUCCCAAAAAUUUGUUCAUUAACUACAAAUUAUUGCAGCUUAAUAUUAUUCAGCAAUUUCCAUUUACUGUACAGUACUUGUUACUCAUAUGUACCUACAUCUCUGAAGCAUUUUAUAUACAGUAUGCAGUAAACCCUCGAAGAUCCGGACCCGGGAAAUCCGGAUUUCGGAAGAUCCGGAAUUUUUUUUGGGGGGGGUUUCUGGCUAAGAAGCCUUCUAGAAGUUUCCCUAAGAAACAUUUCUAAACCAGAGCAAAGAACAUUUGAGACCCGUGGGCACUGCUUGACCCGUCAGUUGCUUGGACACAGAUGCCCGAGGAGGUGGGAAACAUAAACAAAGUUGACACUUGUUGUUUGUGGGAAUAUUAUUUCAUUCACUCUAGUAAUGACACAAUGUUUUUUAUUUUGUUAUCAAGGGUAAAUGCUUGGUUUAUAUACGGAAAUUUGUUUAUCAUUAUAUUAGUACUGUACUGUAUUUUGGUGUUUCUUAUUUCAUUUAUUACUCACUGGAAAAUUCGGACAAUCGGCUUUUCCGGACAGGUGGUUCCCCCUUUUAGUCCGGAUCUUCGAGUGUUCACUGUACUACUAAACUGUAUACAGUUUUAAUAUUAACAAUUAAGUACAGUAAUACCCCGCUUUACGCGGUCAAUUGAACCCACGGAGGCCUGCGUAAAGCGGGAAAUGC
Homarus americanus (American lobster) is the source of this 3929-nucleotide messenger RNA. Its product is annotated as mucin-5AC-like. The record is from RefSeq and is a predicted model, not a curated record. The coding region runs from base 430 to 3192 and encodes 920 amino acids. The transcript is spliced from 2 exons. Lineage: Eukaryota; Metazoa; Arthropoda; Malacostraca; Decapoda; Nephropidae.